GAUUGACGCUUGUUGAGACUAUAAGCCUCAUGUCGCUCUUUGGGUCCUCUAUCAACCCUGCGCCCAUUGCCAACGGAGGCUUCACCUCAAGACCCUCAGCAACCUCCGGGUCUGGGGCUCCUGUUACCGACGGGUUUGGCUUUGCAUCUGCUAGCUCUGUCCGCUUCGAUCCCGCUUUCUCUGCCUCCAACGUUGUGCGCAGUGCUGUGUGGGCUGAGAAUGCGUCGGAGCCUUUUGGCCGCGUCGAGAGCACAGCACGGUGCUUCGCACGCAACGGCAAGGUGGCAACCACGUCCAAGUGGACGCCGCCCAAGCCACCAAGCCGCCCACUGUUUCAGAUCCCGCCCGGGUUCCACUCCAGUUCAAAUGAUGCGACGUCGCUGUUUGGUCCGAGUGACCCACGAAACGAAGCGACAGUGAAUAACGGAGGGUUUUUGUUUGGAUGUGCCGUCCCCACUACCAAGUCUGGCAUGGCGUUUGGCACUGUAAGCGCUGUUAGCACUGGUUUUGGCGGAGCUGUGGGUCAGAGCAAGGCAACACCCAUGUUUGGCAACACAGCCAACGUCUCGGGGUCCACUGUGGGUCCAGAUUUCGGAACUAAACCCGUGUUUGGAAACGCAAGCAGCCCCUUGGAAGCCAGUAGCGAGGAUUCUGGCAUUGGGGGAGCUCGAACGGUGUUUGGUUUGGGUAGCAGUACCGCGAAGCCGCCCCUAGCACCACCAUCGAACACGUUCGCGGUGUCGACGAAGCAGGUCGGGAUCUCUUACAGCAAUUCGUUCGCACCAAAAAGUGCCUCGACAUCCAAUCCGUUCACAUUUACAUCCCAACGUUGGACGGGAAAUCCUCUUGCAACGAAGGUAUCUGCAAACGAAUCGGUGAAUCCCUUUGUCACCAAUAUGUUUGUAAACACGACGGUGAAUCCCUUUGCAACGAAUGGGGCCGCGAACGAGUCGGUGAACCCCUUUGCUGUGAGAGGGUCCUCUAACGUGAGAGUAGAACCCGUUCCAGACGCGUCCAUGAAGCCGUCUUCAGUGUCUGGUCCAGCAGCAUCAACCAAGUUUAAACGCGGGCUACGUCCAGUUUUCAACGCGGUCCAACAACAACAGCCGCCCUUGGUUCAGUCUGUGUCAGUCGCUAGCUUCGACUGGACUGGAUGGAGGAAGGAAAAUGAGGCUAUUCAGACGAACGUCGAGACUUCAUUCAAGAUGCCGAGCUUUGUUCCCAGCGAAGCGAAAAGCAGCUCUUUGGAUGAUUCUUCCUCCCCAUCCGAUAAGUCCUCUGCACCUGACGCCUUGAUUGCGUCCCCCGAUACAGAUCCGUACGGUUCAGGGUCCUUCGGUGCAGGGCUUGUUGAGCAGAAGAUCAAGACAGCGAUCGCUAAUCCUCCAUCGUCUGUCGAACUCAAGGUAUUUGAUACAUUGAGCUGCUCGAAGCCUCAUCAGCAACCGUCGGCAAAGUUCGCCGCUCGACUCGGCUUGGCUAGGCAACCUCUGCAAUCGCUACCUAUGCGGUCGGUGCAGCCACGAUUUCUGGGUCGCAGGGUGCAUCCGUCCAGUACUGGAGAAAAACUACAGCACGCUGAUGUCUUCCGUUUUUCUAGUUCGUUCUCCCGCCUCGCCAUUUCAAAGAACCCUCUGCGGAUUCGUGUUAAGCCGAGUCCAAUGCUGAUGACUAAUGCGACGGCGGAAAACACCACAAAAUCGGAGUCAGAUGACGAUGUUUCGAAUGCUCCAACUGAGGUUACCAAGCCAUCCGCUGGCCCUGACGACGAAGACAUAUGCAAAUCCCCGUCGUCUGCUUGUCCCGUGCUCCUCAAUAAGGAGUACUUCACCGAGCCGUCGGUAAGUGAGCUCCAGCAACUCACCGAUAAAGAGUUAUGCUGUGUGGGAAACUUCGUGAUCGGCCGCAGGGACUGUGGAAAAAUCACCUUUAUCGAUGCUGUGGACGUUCGUGGACUCCAGCUCGAUGAACUCGUGGCGUUUUCCAUGGGAGAAAUUGUAGUUUACCCAGAUGACAAUGUCAAGCCAGCUAUUGGCAGCGAACUCAACAAGCCAGCGAUCGUGGAACUUCAUGGCAUCUACGCUGGGGAAAAAGAGUCACAUGAGCACUUCUUGAAACGUCUUGAAAAGCACACACAGAAGAUGGGUGCUACCUUCCUUGGAUACGACAAUGGGGGCGUGUGGAGUUUCCGCGUGGAGCACUUCUAGUGUAGAUGAGAACAAAGGCAUGCAUGGUUAGUUAGUAGCAGUAGCUUAGUUAGGUUUGAAGUGCUAAGCAACACCAAAUAGCACGAAAGGUAUCCACCAAGAAAAGUAAUAGCGUUUGGCGUGUUCGUUUCGUGU
Molecule: messenger RNA, 2342 nt
Organism: Phytophthora nicotianae INRA-310
Lineage: Eukaryota; Oomycota; Peronosporomycetes; Peronosporales; Peronosporaceae
Exons: 1
Coding region: 30-2207 (725 amino acids)
Biological process (GO): protein import into nucleus; post-transcriptional tethering of RNA polymerase II gene DNA at nuclear periphery; RNA export from nucleus
Cellular component (GO): nuclear pore; nuclear pore cytoplasmic filaments
Molecular function (GO): structural constituent of nuclear pore
Source: RefSeq, a predicted model, not a curated record